AUGACUGAAAUCGAGACUUACACCGAACUGGACCAAGAGGAGACCAACAAGUUCCAUCUCAAGUAUGCGCUUUAUCGCAUCAAAGCUUGCCUGCUGUUGAAAGGAAUGCCGGCUGACGAGAUCGAUGAUGCUGCGUUGGAACGCAAGUACCCUCCAGAGCUUAUCGUCAAGAACGACUACUUCUUUCACUACGUCCAAGAUGGCUUCUUUGGUUGGUAUUUUGAUUCCGAACUCUGUUACAAGAAGUCCUUGAGCGACUACCAGCGGCUAGUCAUUUUCAAUGACGGUGGCUAUGAGUAUACAAGUUGGAGUAGAUACCGAGCAUUUUAUAGCACCCCUGAUGCUGAUAGAGAUUAUCUCCAAUUCUGGGAAACAAUUGUGAAGGAAAUUAAAUGGCUUGAACAGUAUAUGCUGACAAACGAGUCGUCUAUUGAGUGGGCGCGUGUACAUUCAAAGGCUACAUUCCAAGCAUGUAGGAUCGCAUCUGGGUUUCAAAACAUGACUCUGGAACUAGCAGCUGUUGGUUUGCAUGAGUAUAUAUGGGAUGCACGCAUAAAUCUCAUGUUUAUGAAAGAUCGUGAUGGUAUCUUCUAUGAGAUUUGGAGGCGGGUCAAUGAUAAUCAUCUGCUGAGUUUCAGAGAUGCUCUCGAGCAAGUUUAUGGUGAAAACUUGUAUUCAGCACACGACCGCAGUAUGAAGUAUGAGCUGAAUUACGGCGAUUCCAACAUGGAGCGUGUUUUUGCUCGGUGCACGAAAGGCAUUAGUGACAGUGUUCCAGAAUAUAAAGCCCGUGAGCUGAUUGCACAGGAGAUCCAUUGGACGAGUUUGUCGUCUGGAACAUAUGCGCGGUACGCCAGGAAGAAGCUGAAGGUUGCAGAACUGAUCGGAUUAAUUCAGAAGGACAAGAUAGGAGCUAUGUAG
This is a messenger RNA of Triticum turgidum subsp. durum (durum wheat), 921 nucleotides long. NCBI's taxonomy places the organism in Eukaryota, Viridiplantae, Streptophyta, Magnoliopsida, Poales, Poaceae. The record is from the annotation of a GenBank genome assembly.